Messenger RNA from Rotaria sp. Silwood2, 618 nucleotides. Lineage: Eukaryota; Metazoa; Rotifera; Eurotatoria; Philodinida; Philodinidae. The record is from the annotation of a GenBank genome assembly.
AUGGGUAACUGCACGAAAGCCCUAGAACUUUAUAAAAAAGCACUCCAAAUAAGAGAAAACUCUCUUCUUCCAAGUCAUCCGGAUAUGGCUACUUCUUACAACAAUAUCGGUUCGCUUCAUGAAAAAAUUGGUGACUACCCGGAAGCUAUUGAAUUUCUCGAGAGAGCGUGUAAAAUACGAGAGCAGUCUCUCCCUCAGAAUCAUCCUGAUUUGGCUACUUCUUACAAUAACAUCGGUUCAUUUUAUGAGAAGACUGGUGACUAUCGGAAAGCUUUUGAAUCUCAUGAGAGAGCGCUUAAUAUACGAGAACAAUCUCUUUCUCGGAAUCAUCCAGAUUUGGCUAUUUCUUACACCAACAUUGGGUUGUAUUAUGAGAAGAUAGGUGAUUAUUUGAAGGCAAUUGACUUCUACGAAAAAGCACUUAAAAUAAGAAAACAUGCGUCUUUGGUGAAUUAUCCGGAUUUGGCUGCUUCUUACGAUAACAUUGGUGAGCUUUAUGAGAAGAUUGGUGACUACGCAAAAGCGAUGGGUUUCCACGAGAAAGCACUUGUUAUUCGACAACAGUCUCGAGCUCCAAAUGCUUCAAAUUUGGCCUCCGACUCGAAUAAGAUUGGUUAA